AUGCAGUUGUUCCUCCUCAUCGCUGGGUUAGCCCUACAGGACGACGAUACGUUGUCACGGACGACAGGCUCCGUAGUACUCCAGGUGGGAGCGUUGGAACUGUUGGCUCGAUACUCUAUGAACUCUGGUAGAGCUACCAGCGUUCUAUCGUCACUGUACGAGUUCAGGACCCAGGAAUUAGAACAGACCGGCGGAAACCAGUGGAAUUGGAAGUACUUAAGGCAAAUACAGUGGAAAUCUACUUAUUUAUCUAUGGGUAUGUACGUAUUGAGGAUAGCAGUUCCGGCUGUCUCGUUCUGGAAGUGUCUGUACUCUCCGCUUAAGAAGAGGUUUUUUCUAAUUCCCAUUAUUGUUACAUUUGUACUUACUGCUGAUCUUGUAAUCUCAGAUAUAACCGUUCCCAUAUUCUCGUCGUACGAAGGCAUGUCCUUGAGGCCAGCUUAUUCAACGAUGGCCCUUCUAUCAGUGUAUAUAUUCUUACCGAUGAGGAAUAAUUACCUCGCAAUAUUCUUGGGAGUUAUAGUGAGCGUUGUAUAUAUCUUCGUGUUUGCUUUCUCUACCUAUUUUGAGGACCCUAAGGUGGAGCUGGUGGUUGCAUGCGAGGUUAUCUUCUUAAUUGGUGUCAACCUUAUGGGCAUUUAUUUUAGACUGAUGAACGAGAUAGUCACGCGACGAUCGUUUUUAGACAGGCGGGCGUGCGUUGAGAGUACUUUGCGUCUGAAAUUUGUUAAAGAUCAAGAGGAACGUCUUAUGUUAAGUAUUUUGCCUGAACAUAUCGUAUCAAGAGUGCGCCAUGAUAUCCGAAAUAUGUUCUUGGAUAUUCGGUCACAAAGCCACAGCCAUAAUAUGAAAUCUUUUAGCCAAUUAUAUGUUGAAGAACAUGACAAUGUUAGCAUUUUAUAUGCGGAUGUAGUUAAUUAUACAAAAAUAUCAACUACCUUGUCACCGAUGCGAAUGGUAGAGCUACUAAAUGAACUGUUUGGGAGGUUUGACGAGGCUUCUGAAGAACAUGACGUUUUACGCAUAAAAUUUUUGGGCGAUUGCUAUUAUUGUGUGAGUGGUGUUCCGAAACCGACUGCCCAGCACGCUAAGAAUUGCGUCGACCUUGGACUUGAAAUGAUCCACAUCAUUAAAGAUGUUAGAGAAAAGCGCUCGUUGAAUAUUGAUAUGAGAAUUGGUGUGCACUCAGGGAAAAUUCUAAGCGGUUUGAUCGGCAUUCGGAAAUGGCAAUUCGAUAUCUGGUCGAAGGAUGUCACUAUUGCAAAUAAAAUGGAAUCUACUGGCAAAGCAGGAAAAGUACACGUAACAAAGCAAACGCUAGAACUGCUUUUGAAUUAUGCACGAGAAUAUAUUAUUGAGCCGAACUUUGCGUCUCAAAGCGACCCGUUUAUAAUGAAGAAUAAGCUGGAAACAUUUCUACUCUCGAGACCACCGAAGCCUCCAGCGGAUUACAAACCAUUUCGAAGAGCUUCUGUUGGCUUCAACAAAAUAAUCACCUCUCGCUCGCGUGGUAGACGAUCGGAAAAUACAAGAUCAUCAACCUUUCGAGGAACGACUGCCUUUAUGGAUGAAAAUUUAGUUGAAUACCAACAAAUGCUUAAAGCAGCAGAUGCUCAAAUGGCUAAGGAAAUUGAAGACAUGACUAAUGGAAAAAAUCGUCUAGAUUAUUUAUGGCAAAUACAGUUAAGUGAAGAACAGGAUGAAGCUGAGACUAUGUUAAAAGUUAACACCAUGCUGUUGGAAAAUAUUUUACCCGCACACGUUGUGCAAGUAUACUUGGAUCUGAAUAGGUCUCUAGAUGAGUUAUAUUAUGAGAAGUAUGAUAACGUGGCAGUUAUGUUUGCGUCCCUAACAGAUUAUAAAUUGGGCCUAGAAAAUGAUGAAGACUUAAGUGAUAAAUUUGUUUUAAGUAUUUUAGAUGAAGUCAUAUCCGACUUUGAUAGACUUUUACUGACUGGAAGUUCAGUUCACAAAGUUGAGAAAAUCAAAAUGGCAGGCUGGACAUAUAUGGCGGCCUGUGGAUUGGACCCCAAUAGGCGUGAUUCCUUUGACUCUUCCUCCUAUACUUCAUUAGUAGACAAAAACAAAAAUACACCAUACAAUCGAGCAAUCGUACUUACUAUGGUUGAAUUUGCCGCAGCAAUGAUGAUGCAAUUGCAAAAUUUCAACCGCGGCUCAUUUCAAAGUUUUGAAGGAUUAAGCCUACGGAUUGGUAUAUCUAACGGGGAAGUUGCUGCAGGUGUGGUCGGUUCGCUUAAGCCUCUCUAUGAUAUAUGGGGUAACGCUGUUAAUAUGGCGUCUCGUAUGGACUCUACGGGAGAAACCGGCAGAAUACAAGUAACAGAAAACACAGCAAUAAUUUUAGAUGAAUGUGGAAUUCUUACGACUUAUCGAGGAGAAACUUUCGUAAAAGGCAGAGGGUAUAUAAAAACUUAUUUUGUACCACUGGAUGAACAUUUUAAUUUAGUUAAAAAACAACAUUCUUUUGAAUACUAUAAUUCUGACAAAAUAGGACGCCAAUUUAGACCUUCUAAAAUUACUUUGACUUCGGACGAAACGGAAACAAUUGAGACAGUAUCAGAAAACUCCACGAAUGAUAUAAAACUUUCAGCUGAUGAAGAUGACAUUGAGGUUGAUAUAGAUGAAGUAAAUUCUAAUAGCUUUAACUUUAAGUUUAGCUCUGAUUUAAGCCAUAGAAGAGAGCCUAUACCACUUGGGGAUGAAACAAGUUAUUCUUUCACAGAGCCUGAUAUUAUAGAAACUCGUUGU
Messenger RNA from Brenthis ino (lesser marbled fritillary), 2769 nucleotides. The record is from the annotation of a GenBank genome assembly. NCBI's taxonomy places the organism in Eukaryota, Metazoa, Arthropoda, Insecta, Lepidoptera, Nymphalidae.